This is a messenger RNA of Aspergillus wentii DTO 134E9, 3279 nucleotides long. Its product is annotated as tRNA adenylyltransferase. The transcript has 7 exons. Gene Ontology annotation, molecular function: RNA binding; ATP:3'-cytidine-cytidine-tRNA adenylyltransferase activity. Lineage: Eukaryota; Fungi; Ascomycota; Eurotiomycetes; Eurotiales; Aspergillaceae. Gene Ontology annotation, biological process: tRNA 3'-terminal CCA addition. Bases 1 to 3279 code for a protein of 1092 amino acids. The record is from RefSeq and is a predicted model, not a curated record.
AUGGCUCAGGCCUCCGAUCAGGCAAUGCAUUCGUUGCCCACAAUACAGCUCACCCCGAUCGAGAAUACCUUGAAGACCCUUCUCCUUGAUGUCGCGCACUAUAUUCGUGGUCGAGAGCUUGCGCUAAACAGCCAUGUCAACGUCCCGCAGACAGAGCUGCGUUUCACAGGCGGCUGGGUGCGGGAUAAGCUGCUGGGGAUCGAUAGUCACGAUAUUGAUGUGGGAAUUAGUAAUAUGACUGGCUAUCAGUAUGGUAUGGCUUUGAAGGAGUACUUGGAUAUCCCGAAUAACCUGGAAAAAUACAAGAAGAACCACCCAGAUGGGGAGUUGAAGGACGCUAUUGUCAGCCUGCAUAAGAUUGAUGCCAAUCCCGAGAAGUCGAAACAUUUGGAGACAGUUACAACGAAGAUCUUUGGGUUGGAAAUCGAUUUAGUCAAUCUACGAAAGGAGACAUAUUCAGAGGACAGCCGGAACCCCCAGAUGGAGUUUGGUACAGCAGAGGAGGAUGCAUUGCGUCGCGAUGCGACAAUCAAUGCGCUUUUCUACAACCUAAACGAAUCCAAAGUGGAAGAUCUUACCCGAAGAGGCUUUGAGGACAUGAAGAACGGGAUCGUUCGCACCCCUAUGGAACCAUACCAGACGUUCAAAGAUGAUCCGUUGCGUGUGCUACGGUUGAUUCGAUUUGCUAGCCGGUUGGGAUAUCGGAUUGACGAGGAGACAGAAAAGGCAAUGCAGAACAGUGAUAUCAGUGAAGCUCUCAGGCUAAAGAUCAGCAAGGAGCGUGUCUGCACUGAAUUAGAAAAGAUGCUGCGUGGUCCCGACCCGCGAGGUGCAUUGCAUUUUAUCGAUCGCCUUCAGCUUUACCCUACCAUAUUCGCUAAUCACCAAGAUGAUGUUGGCGUGGAUACUUCGUCGUGGUCUCUUGCCUAUAACUCCCUGCAGAAAAUCCUCCACCCUCCAAAGGAUAGCGGAGAAAUCGCAGCAGUUAUCGAACGUGUACGCAGUCUUCUUAUCCGCGACUCUCCCGAAACCUAUUACGCAUGGAUUAUUGCUGCCUUUGCUCCUUGGUCAACAGUACCAGGUCGCUUACCGAAGCCCGCGGCAAAGGCAAAGCCGCUCCCACCUCGCACAGCCGAAGUCGCAAGGGAUAGUCUUCGUGCUGAUAACAAGACGAUCGUAAUCUUGAAAUGUGCAUCCAUUAAUGCAAGCAGCAUAAUUGACACCAAGUCAUCUCUUCUGGAAAAUCGCCUGGGCGGAACCGCCGCGGAAAUCCGACAACAGAUCGGAUUACUGAUCAUAUCAUGGAACAAAGACUGGAGGCUUUGUGUGCUAUUGUGCAUCCUCCAAGAGAUCAUGAAUGGGGGCGAAUUUUCCAAAGUGAUCCAAGAUUACGACUCAUUCCUUUCGUAUAUAAUAACAAAUAACCUAGAAGGUGUAUGCGAAAUGAGGCCCAUCGUAAAUGGAGACGAAAUCAUGCAGACCUUGGGGGCUCGAAAAGGGCCGUGGAUGGGUAAAGCCCUGGAUAUGGUGGUCAAAUGGCAGCUAUUGCAUCCAGAGAUUACAGAGAAGGAAAAGGCAUUGGAAGAAGUGGCGGCACGUGAGUGUCUCCAACGAACUGAAGAAUCACACGCUUUGCAAGACUCCCUUUUGGGAGAUAUCACGAUACCUGAUGCAUUAGAGCCUCUAUGGCAAGAUAUAAUAUCUAAGGGCACUACAAAUAACCAAGAGACGUGCGAAAGCCUCCUUGUCGCUCAAGGCUAUCUAAAGGUCUGGGGAUCUAGAGAAUUGUCAAAUGAAGAUGAAAAUGCUGCAAACAGCCUAUAUGACUGGGCCAAGGUGAAGGAUAGUCGACUCAGAUCGAUUCUUGCUGUAUCUGCCCUGGCAUCGUUAGCAGCUCUACUACCAAUCCGCAAGGCAAGCAACACGCCAGAUAUCGUCAUCGCACUGGCGAGCUUCACGUAUGAAAAAGAUCCUUGGACGACGCAGAAAAGUCUCGAGCUAUCAAAUCAAUUACUAGAGGAAUUUUCCAAGGAAACAAAGGAUGAUGAGCUAUGGACCUUUGUCGAACGCAUCCUGAAGGAGAGAGUCAGGCCUCUUUUCUCCAAGACUAAGAACCCGGCCAUCACUGCGGCUGGUAGAAAGAAUUUCCAUCCUGUUCCUCUGCCCCGGUUUGAUCCCAGUAUCUUGAAUCCGGAGUCAAAGCCGUGGAAAAUCCAUGAUGUCUACGCCACGACGGUCUUUGGGUGGGUGAUUUCGCAGUACCGCUCAACAGACCGUCAACAUCUAGAGACGCAUUUCCCGCUUCUCGUGCCUGUAAUCCUAACCCUGAUAGACGAUGAAAGCCUGGCCUUCAAGGCCCGUGGCUGCAGUAUUCUCUCCCAAUUCCUCACCCCAAUCAGAGAAAGCAAAUCAGAUAUCCUUCGACGAACGAACCUUUCUUCCGUCUUUGAAGAUGCUAUCCGACCAUGCCUUCUUUCCCUACCAACCAUCACCCCAGAAGACGAGUCGAUCCAACUACUCCAAGUAGCGUAUCCGGCGCUCCUCUCUUUAUUAAAAACAAGCUACCAGACAUCUACCCAAGAGAACGUCAAGAAGUCAUCAACAACAGAUAGAGAAGCGUUUAUCUCCGGCGUCACCAAAAUCCUCCGCGACAACCUUAUCCCCUCAUUCCACCAUAUCAGCUCUACCAACCCCACAGCCACCUCCUCUUACGCUUCUUUCCCCCAUCCACGUUUGUCAACGCUCCUGGUAGACGAGAUAUGCAUCAUCCUAGGAGAACUGGGCAUCCACACAACCAAAUAUCUCCAGGAGAUAAUACCCCCAAUCUACAGCACUCUCUCGAAUCCAUUCGGAACGGCAUAUACCCCUCUCCUUCUCUCCGCAGUUUCUGCAACACGAGCCGUUAUCCUGAAUGCGCACCCGCGCUUGUGGCGAUGGCGCGGUGAGAUCCUCGGGGGCUUGUGUACGUGUUGGCUUCAAAUUCUCGACGAGGAGAGUGAAAUUGCCAAGAGAGCGACAAGGGGACGAAGCUCUGAAUCGGACCAGUCAACUGGUGAGGCUAUGGUGAGAUUGAAAACGGAGCUGAAGGGGGCUGUUUAUUUGUUGAAGUUUGCACUCCAGAACCCAGUGCAGGCUGAGGAUGAUCCUGGCCAGUUGGAUGCGCAGGAAAACAUUAAGAAGGAAUUGCAGGAGCUUGUUAAUGCGGAUGAUACUCUUGGGGAUCUUCUUCUUGCCGAUAUUGAUCCUAAUGAUCCGGGAUAUUUCGGUGUUGGUUCUUAA